Miscanthus lutarioriparius is the source of this 1965-nucleotide messenger RNA. The record is from the annotation of a GenBank genome assembly. Lineage: Eukaryota; Viridiplantae; Streptophyta; Magnoliopsida; Poales; Poaceae.
AUGCCUCGCAACUUGGAGAGCCCGGUGCAGACCCAGAUGGCAGUCUCAGCCUUGGACCGAGCUCUUAGCAGCGAGUACCCUACCAAAAGCAGAAGCGAGACCAAGGUUGGCGGAUGGAAACGUGUUUUUGUCCAGACUGACACUGGUUGUGUCCUGGCUAUUCAAUUGGAUCGUGGUGACAAUGCACACACGGUCAAAAGAAGGCUGCAGGUGGCCCUAAACUUUCCCACUGAUGAGAGGUCACUGACAUUAGGCGAUCGUGUUCUGAAAAAUGAUCUCAGCACCAUUAGAAAUGAUUCCCCAUUGCUUCUCACAAAGACUUUCAUGCAUCGAAGUUCCUCCACACCAUGCUUGUCUCCUAGAGGCAAGGAUCUCCAACAGCAAAAAGACAAGGGUUGUCCAAUUGAACUGUUAGUAUGCCCGAGCCGCUGUUCUCGAGCAAGGCAGCUUGUGAAGGAUGUUGCUAGGGCAAUCAGGAAAGGUGUGGAUCCAGUACCUAUCAAAAGUGGGCUUGGUGGUGCCUACUAUUUCAAGAACAGCAAAGGUGAGAAUGCGGCAAUUGUGAAGCCAAAUGAUGAGGAGCCUUUUGCACCCAACAACCCAAAAGGUUUUAUAGGGAAAUCCCUUGGGCAGCCAGGCCUCAAAAGAUCAGUUCGAAUUGGUGAGACUGGAUUCAGAGAGGUUGCUGCCUACCUUCUGGACCAUGAUAAUUCUGCUAAUGUCCCUCCGACGCUACUUGUUAAGAUUUCUCAUCCUGUGUUUCAUAUGAAUGAAGGCGCCAACUGUGCUAACAAAAAUAUUGCUGAUGGUAGCACUCAAGCUGUUAGCAAGAUUGCAUCAUUUCAGCAGUUUAUUCCUCAUGAUUUUGAUGCCAGUGAUCAUGGCACCUCAAGCUUUCCUGUUUCUGCUGUCCAUAGGAUUGGUAUUCUUGACAUCAGGAUCUUCAACACUGAUAGACAUGCUGGAAAUCUUCUGGUAAGGAAGCAAACUGGAGCAGGAAAAUUUGGGAAUCAGACUGAACUUAUUCCUAUUGAUCAUGGUCUCUGCCUUCCAGAGUGUUUGGAGGAUCCUUAUUUUGAAUGGAUCCACUGGCCUCAGGCAUCAGUCCCAUUCUCCGAGGAUGAGCUUGAGUACAUUGCAAAUCUUGAUCCAGUGAAAGAUGCUGACAUGCUGCGGAUGGAGUUGCCUAUGAUCCGUGAAGCAUGCCUGAGAGUACUAAUACUCUCAACCAUAUUUCUAAAAGAAGCCACAGCAUUUGGUCUGUGCCUUGCAGAGAUUGGGGAGAUGAUGAGCAGGGAAUUUACUGGGAUGGAAGAUCAGCCAAGUGAGCUAGAGUUUGUCUGCAUGGAGGCAAGGAGGCUAGCAGCAGAGCAAGAAGACAGUACCACAGAACAUGACUCUGGUGAGGAGGAUUUAACUCAGUUUGAACUUGACAGCGAAGAUCAUGAAAUGCUAAAAGAACCAUCAGCCCACCAGUUUGAAUUUAAGACAAGAAACUCCAGAAACCCACUGUCCAAAUUGGAUGAAGCCGAUGAAGAAGAAGAGGAGGAAGAAGAGGAAGAUGAUACUGAGGAGGUAGAAAGCGAUGCUGGAAAGUUAGCUUGCCCUAAGCCUGUCAAUAAGUGGCUUGCUAACAUUUCAAAGCUGUCAACCUCACUGAAGGAUGUCAAUCUAACAGACAAAACCCAGCGUCAACUGUCUGCUGGUCCUAAGUUUGUGGAUCCUGUGAAUACUUCUAAGAGCAACAGCAAUGACAGUGGCUCUCAACUUUGUAACUGGGGAAGUGCAAACGAUAUGCUCCCUACAAGUGUGAGCUUCGUCAAGCUGGCUGACAUGAAAACUGAGACGUGGGGCCUGUUCCUCGAGAAGUUCCAGGAGCUCCUGCCUGAGACAUUCCGUUCCCACGAGUGCAGUGUCACAGCGCAAAGGGCAAAGCAGAGGCUUGGCACUUCUUGCCAGUUUUGA